Messenger RNA from Malus domestica (apple), 3533 nucleotides. RefSeq lists its product as uncharacterized. NCBI's taxonomy places the organism in Eukaryota, Viridiplantae, Streptophyta, Magnoliopsida, Rosales, Rosaceae. The record is from RefSeq and is a predicted model, not a curated record.
UUUCUCUGAAAUGUUAAUUUAUAAAUUCUCCUUUCUUCUCUGAUCUCUCUCUCUCUCUGUCUUCCUUUUUUCUCUCUCUGCGUCUUCAACAUUUCUCUCGUUCACUCACAUUUGCCUGAAGUUUAGGGUUUUGUUACAGACGAAAUUCUCCCUAUUCACCCCUCGCUCUCUCUCUAACAUACACCCAGUGAGAUUAGGAAACCAAAACAUUGAAGCUUCAGAGGUACGUCUUCUUCUUCUUCUUCUUCUUCUUCAAACCAAUCAAAAUUCCAACAUUCCCGCGAUUUCUCACAGGGCGAUCUAUUUUGCCUCCGAUUUUCUGAAUUGGGUAUUUGUAAUUUUGUUUUUAGGGGUGUGCGUUUGCGACCUAUGAAUGAGUUUUGAUUUUGAUUUAGGUCGGUGCUUACUGUUUCUUCGAUUGUGUAUUUUCUAUAUACGGAGUCAAUUUGGGGGUUUGAUUCUGGAUUGCUAUAGAAUUAGAAUGUGAAUGUUGGUUAAGUUGCAAACUUUUUAUUUAUUUAUUUAUUUAAUAUGUUAGUUUUGACUUUUGGGGUUGGAAAUGGAGUGUUAAGGUGUAGGUGAGUGGUGGGAAUGGAAUAGAGGGGGUAGAGGUUGGUGCUUGGGUGCCCUAGUGUCGCAUUUGAUAGGCUAGUGAUGACGGAUUUUGAGCCGUUACAACAGAAGCCGGAAUCUGCUGAUGCCUGUGCCGAUUUUGAGCGUGGAUUUGAGGAAUUCAUGCGGGGGCACUUGGAUGAAUGUAUGUCAUUUGCAUCAUGUAGUUCUCCUCGUAAUCCUGAUGAUGAAGAUGACGAGGGUGAGCAGCUUGUGCGGAGGAGACGGAGGUUGGAUCUGGAGGGUGAUGAUUUAGCAGAGUCAUCUGCUGCACGGCGACACCACUCGCGGAUUCUGAGCCGUUGGGCUGCGCAGCAGGCGCAGGAAAUGAUAACAACGAUUGAGAGGAGGAAUCGUGAAUCAGAGUUGAUGGCACUUGCAGGCCUGCACACGGUUUCGAUGCUUGACUCCUCGUUCUUGAGGGAGUCACAGUCUCCUACCUCAAGGCGGCAGGGGGCUGUUGAGAGGCCAAGUACUCAGGCAUCAGCAAUAUUGCAAAUGUGGAGGGAAUUAGAGGAUGAGCAUGUGUUGAAUAGAGCGCGUGAAAGAGUGAGGGAAAGGUUGAGGCAUAGGAGGAGUGUUGAGUCUAAUACUAAUGACUCGACCACAAAUAUGUCUGAUAGUCGGGGGAGUGAGAAUCAGGGUAGUUUGGCGGAUGCAAGUGAGAGUGAGAAUGAGUUUGGAACUUGGUCACAUGAUCAAAUAGGUUCACAACGUGAACACGGUGCCAAUGACGUGUCUAGUAGAGAGCAAUCUCCUGAUCUUGGUGAAGUGGAGAGGGAGAGAGUGAGUCAGAUUGUACGGGGAUGGAUGGAAACUGGCAUUGGUGAUCGUUCAUCCAAUGUUGCUCAGAGAAACACUAGUCCCAGAGCAGAGUGGCUUGGUGAGACAGAGCGUGAAAGGGUGAGAAUUGUUCGUGAGUGGGUGCAAAUGGCAAGUCAGCAAAGAGGAGCUCGUGGGGGCCAGAGGGAUGAUCAAGUUGCCAGUGGUGGUGCUCAAGUUGAUCGAGCUCGUGACGGGACGGUUGCUGACCAUGAAGAAGGCCAACCAGACCACAUUCGCAGGGACAUGCGGAGAUUUCGUGGAAGACAAGCUCUAAUUGAUUUGCUUGUAAGAAUUGAGAGGGAACGACAAAGGGAGCUCGAUUGUUUGGUGGAGCAUCGGGCUGUCUCUGAUUUUGCUCAUCGAAACCGCAUUCAGUCAUUACUCAGAGGUAGAUUCCUGCGCAAUGAAAGACCUGUUGAAGAAGAAAGACCACCUUCCAUGGCUGCUGGUGAAUUAGUCCAGUUGAGACAGCGACACACUGUUUCUGGUUUAAGGGAAGGGUUCCGCUACAGAUUAGAAAAUAUUGUUCGUGGUCAGGUUGGCAGCCAAACCGAUUCUACGAUUAACAGUAAUAUUAAUGAAUCUAGAAGUGAGCAUACUCAAACAAAUGCUUCACAGGAUGUCCAACAGGAAAGUAAUGAUCAAUUGCAGCCUGGUAGUCAGGCAACUGACAUCAAUCAGUUGCCUGAUCAAAUGGGAAGCUUGGAGAGCAACACUACUGAUGAGCGUCAAGAUUGGCAAGAAACUGCUAAUCAAGGAGGGAAUUGGCAGGAACCAGUUGUUGAAGAUGAGACACGAAACUUGGAGCAGCCAACUUUCGGUCAGUUGAAUGAAUGGAGAAAUGGUAAUGCCGAAGAUACGGCUGAAAAUUGGCCAGGAAAUUCAGUCAAUAAUUGGCCUGAGGAAACACCCAGAAAUGUUGAUGGAGAAGCAGAUCAUCGACAAGAAGCCCAGGGAAUUUGGCAUGAGAAUGGUACUCGGGAUGCUGUUGGAAAUUGGACCGAAGGGCCUUCUGGUCCCAUGAGAAAUCGCCGUUCAGUUCCAAUUAGAAGAUUCAAUAGAUUUCAUCCGCCAGAGGAUGAUAAUGUGUACAGCAUGGAACUCAGGGAACUUCUGAGCAGGAGAAGUGUCUCUAAUCUUCUUCGGAGUGGGUUCCGUGAAAGUCUGGACCAACUGAUUCAGUCAUAUGUUGAAAGGCAAAGUCAUGCUCCCAUUGAUUGGGAUUUGCAUAGAAACUUGCCAACACCAAUUCCAGCUUCACCAGAGCAUGAUCAGGAGCAACAGCGGGAUGGGCAGAAUGAAGAUCAACACGAUGCCAUUAACAGACCUUCACUUGUUCUACCAUCUCCACCAGUGCCCCCACCACAGCCAUUAUGGCACCAGGACCUACAUCACACAGGCUGGUCUCGUCAUAGCAUGCAUCGUUCAGAAAUUGAAUGGGAGAUGAUUAAUGAUCUCAGAGCAGACAUGGGUAGACUCCAGCAAGGCAUGAGUCACAUGCAGAGGAUGUUGGAGGCCUGCAUGGAUAUGCAAUUGGAGUUGCAACGUUCUGUUAGACAGGAAGUCUCCGCAGCUUUGAAUCGUUCAUCUGGUGAAAAAGGCUUGGGCGCUGAGACAUCAGAGGAUGGGUCCAAAUGGGGUCAUGUGAGAAAAGGGACCUGUUGUGUUUGUUGUGAUAGUCAAAUCGAUUCUCUCUUGUACAGAUGCGGGCACAUGUGCACUUGUUCAAAGUGUGCAAAUGAGUUGAUUCGUGGCGGAGGGAAGUGCCCACUUUGUCGAGCACCGAUUGUUGAGGUGAUUCGAGCAUACUCCAUACUGUAAAUUUAACUCUUAACAGGAAAGAAAAGAAAAAAGGACAAAAAUAUAAACUGAAUAGAAUGACCGGAAUGGUGGAAAGGGGGGAGACAGUGGUUGUUCCAUAGGAUGAAGAUGAAUGGGAAGCUUCUGUGGUCCUUUUCUCUGUAGAGUGUUUUACUAGUUUCCGAUGUUUCUCUGAUUAUUUAUGGAAAUUCGAAUGCGUUGUGUAAUUAGAAUAACAUAUGGCACUCUCGAUUCAUCAUUCUUACGUAAAUAAAAUCUUCUCUGAAUUUUUUCUU